GGGCCGCUGGCCUUGGGUGCCCCGCCUCCGAGGAGCGGUGACGGGCACGGCCAGGCGCCGCCGGCCCGGGAAACCCUGCUGGCCCGCGAGCGGUGAGUUCAGGGUCAGGAGGUCCCGAGAGACCGGCGGACGAGCUGUUGGAACCAGCAGGGCAGGGCUUUGGCCGCCUCUCGCCAGCUAGGCGUCUGCGCCACGGACGCCUCCGGUUCCUCUCGGUUGACUGGUUCGCUUUCGGCCUGACAGGGUUCGGCUUGUCCUACUUCUGUUGGACUCUGCUCUUUCCGGCUCCCUUCGACUCUGUCCGCCUGGCCGUCGCUUCCCUCCGCGGGCCAGAGGUGGCAGCGGGACCGCGGUAUCCAUUCGCGUCCGUGGACCCAGAGCUGGUGCUGUUUUUCGGUCAGUGCAGUGAUGGCAGGCGGCUCGUGACGAAUCUCCGGGUUCCGGUGCGGGUCCCCAGCCGGUCCUCGGCUUAUGGGAAGCACUCAGGUGCUGAAGUCUGCCUUCGUCUGAAGUGACUCAGGUUAAGAAUCCUUUGCUCUGCGGGGGACGUGUGUGAUGUCUGCGGUCGCUGGUAACUGCUGCAUGUGACGGUGGAUCGGUGGAUCGGGCCAGAACAAGGUUGAGGAGCCCGCGCUGGGGCCGCUGGGUUCCUUGUGUGUCCUCAGGAAGCGUGGCCUCCUGUCUGGAUGAAUGAGGAGUCGGGACGACGGGAGGAUAAGACAGGAGCAGGCCAGCACAGGAGCAGAACCUUGAAAGCAACCGACUUUUAAGAAGGGAGAAGGAUGUUCCCGUCUCUGCCCACCCUGACUGUCCUCAUCCCGCUGGUGAGCCUGGCAGGCCUGUUCUACUCCGCCUCUGUGGAGGAGGGCUUCCCCCAGGGCUGCACCAGCGCCAGCAGCCUGUGUUUCUACAGCCUGCUCUUGCCAGUCACCGUGCCCGUGUACGUAUUCUUCCACCUGUGGACCUGGAUGGGGCUGAAGCUCUUCAGACAUAAUUAGUGCAGCCCCGCCCCCCUGGCUGGGAAAUCUGCGCAGGAGAUUCUUGGUGACUGGGCUCUGCCCUCAAGGUUUGCAGAUUCUGAUGUCAGUGCUGUAGCCGAAUAACACUUCCAAUAAAAUGUCUUGAGGGAGAGGA
Messenger RNA from Myodes glareolus (Bank vole), 1134 nucleotides. It is a transcript of the gene Pigy, whose product is annotated as phosphatidylinositol glycan anchor biosynthesis class Y. Gene Ontology annotation, cellular component: glycosylphosphatidylinositol-N-acetylglucosaminyltransferase (GPI-GnT) complex. The record is from RefSeq and is a predicted model, not a curated record. Lineage: Eukaryota; Metazoa; Chordata; Mammalia; Rodentia; Cricetidae. Gene Ontology annotation, biological process: GPI anchor biosynthetic process.